AUGGCUUCCUCGCUCGCGCCCCUCCUCAUCAUUCUCUCGUUCUUCUUCUUCUCUCUCUCCCGUGCUCUUCCGCGAGAAGCCGUAUUCGACGCCGCCGACGUUCUCUCCGAUUCAGGGUUUGUUUCUAUGGCUCUAACACUCGAAAUCGUUGCCGAAACCCUGCUAGAGCAGUCUCCUUCCGCCACUGUCUUCGCUGCUUCCGAUUCCGCCUUCAAGAAAUCUGGCCAGCCGUCCCUCGACCUCCUCCGAUUCCAUCUCUCCCCACUUCCGCUCACCCCGUCCAGUCUCCGCCUCCUCACCGCCGGUGCCAGGAUCCCGACUAUGCUCCCCGGCCAGUCUCUCACCGUCACUACCGCAUCCUCCGACCGUGUAACCUCCAUCAACAACAUCAAACUCACUGAAUCUCCAAUCUACGACGACGGUUUUCUGUUAGUCUACGGAAUCCAUAGGUUCUUCGACCCUAACUUUCAGUUCAACAGUCGAAGGCCUAGUUCUGAUUCCAAUUCCUCGUGUUCGGCUAAGAACCACACCGCUGGCGCCUCCGAUUCCUUCGACCAAGCUAUCCAAACCCUGAAAACCGGUGGAUACUCCGCCGUGGCUUCGUUUCUCGGAAUGCAGCUCUCCGGUGUGGUGGAGCAAAGCGGAAUCACGGUGUUCGCUCCGGCGGACGACGUAGUGAUGAACCGCAUCGGCGAUAUCGGCGAGUAUCCUUCGUUCUUCCGCCGCCACGUCGUGCCAUGCCGGCUUCUGUGGAAUGAUCUCGUGAAUUUCGCCGACGGAUCGGAGUUGUCGACGUUUUUAGAGGGAUUCGCCAUCAACAUCACCAGAUCUGACGGCGUUUUGAUUCUAAACGGAGUUCCGGUGUUCUUUCCCGACGUCUUCUUCAACGACAGGGUGGUGGUUCAUGGCGUUAGCGAUGUUCUAGCGGCACAAGGCAACGCACUUCAUGAGAACGCGCUUAAUGUUGAUGAUGAGGAAAACCAGUUUGAUCCUUCUGAAUAUUGA
This is a messenger RNA of Sphenostylis stenocarpa, 1005 nucleotides long. The record is from the annotation of a GenBank genome assembly. NCBI's taxonomy places the organism in Eukaryota, Viridiplantae, Streptophyta, Magnoliopsida, Fabales, Fabaceae.